AUGUACGUGGCUGACAAGGAGCAUGAAUUCGAGCUACUUCCUGCUAUGUCGAUCGGUGAACGAUGGAGCAUGUCAUGUGCGCUGGAUGUCAGGGAUGAUUUAGCGGCGGCAGCAGCCACAUUGCACCCAAUUGUGUUAAUGUCAAAGCUAAAGUCGCCCAAGAUAAGGUCGCCGUAUAAGUCGCCGAAUGGGCCACCGUAUGCGUCGCCGUACGAUGAACAGUCUAAGGAGACAGGAGUUCAAAAGCCGAUAAAAGAGGUGGUAUACGUUCGCCUUCGCCGUAACGAGCGCGCACAUCAAGUCGUAUUAUCGUCGGCUGAAAAAUACUCCUACGCUGCUGGAACCUCUUCUCGACCAUUUGUCAAGUCUGUCAAGUGCUGA
Phytophthora nicotianae INRA-310 is the source of this 381-nucleotide messenger RNA. RefSeq lists its product as hypothetical. Lineage: Eukaryota; Oomycota; Peronosporomycetes; Peronosporales; Peronosporaceae. The record is from RefSeq and is a predicted model, not a curated record. The transcript has a single exon. The coding region runs from base 1 to 381 and encodes 126 amino acids.